This is a messenger RNA of Zychaea mexicana, 516 nucleotides long. RefSeq lists its product as uncharacterized. The record is from RefSeq and is a predicted model, not a curated record. The transcript is spliced from 2 exons. Bases 1 to 516 code for a protein of 171 amino acids. Lineage: Eukaryota; Fungi; Mucoromycota; Mucoromycetes; Mucorales; Lichtheimiaceae.
AUGUAUGGUGCGUAUAGCACUUUGAUCUAUGAAGGCCCUAAUCACUUGCUGCGCAAACAGUCUACUUCGUCGUGCAAAGCUAUACCCAAAUACGCGACAAGUAUAUUGCAUCUUUACCCAACGCAGUUAGUUACGCUUGUACGCAUGAAAACCACUGCCAUACCCACAGCAGCAACAGGCCGCUGUAACUCCUUGCAAAGUAUUUUUGCAAUUUUUCUACUUCAAACAACCCAACAACAAGCUUAUAACAAGAUGAUCAAAGCCGUUUUGAUUUUCCUCGUUGCCUGUCUUGCCUACGUCGCUAGCGCUGACUCCAUCUGGUGCAACUACAAGCAGGGUGGUGGCUGUCUCCUCCCAGGUGUUGGACCCACAUAUGACUGUGGGCGCAAAGCUGGUUACAACAACUACGUUUCUGACAGCGGCAAGAAGUACUGGAACGAAAACCUCGAGUCUUCCAAGUGGAAGAAAUUCGAAGCUUGCUGCCACGCUGCCGGAAAGGGUGCCUGCCAUUCCUAA